Messenger RNA from Diachasma alloeum, 9501 nucleotides. RefSeq lists its product as uncharacterized. The transcript is spliced from 22 exons. Gene Ontology annotation, cellular component: cytoplasm. The record is from RefSeq and is a predicted model, not a curated record. Bases 1 to 8859 code for a protein of 2952 amino acids. Lineage: Eukaryota; Metazoa; Arthropoda; Insecta; Hymenoptera; Braconidae.
AUGGAGGAGCCACCGACUGAUGCUCCUGAAGAAGUAGAAAGCAUCCACGAUGACAACAGAUCUGCCGUCACAAAUGAUAAAGAUCAUAAGCAAGUAGCGGACGAUUUCUGCCCGAAGAAAUCCAGCUGUCGACAGCUGGUCACAAGGAGCCAGAGCAAAAGAGAAGUAGCCAAAAUUUCAGAUAGAAUUCCAACAAGGACUCGUGCAGAAAAAUCGGCAUUGGAUCAUUCUGGUCGAUGCAAGAAGGGUCUCCGAAACGCACCAGCUAGGCAAUUUCAAAAUUUGCGGAGCUUUGGAACCUCAACUCAACUGAAAGAUUCGAACUUCUCUAAAGUAUGCAAAGUAACGCCUACCAUUCCUGCAAAACCAAGUAAGACUGAACAAGAAUUGGCGGAAGAUUCUGAAGAAAUCGAAGAUGUUCCCGGUGAGGAUGAUAUUGUGGAGAUUAAGGAAACGCUUGGAAGUCACUUGGAAAAAUUGACAUCUACAGCUUUGACAACUCACGCACAUCCCAGAAUAUCACAGUCUGAUAUCGGGAGACUCCGAGAGAAUCUAGUGAAGAUCGACUUGGCUACCACUGAAGCAUACGAGCAGAAACUACCGAUCUUCCAUUUUCAAGUAUUGAAAGUACCACCGACAGCCAAAAAUGGUCUUGACAAGGAAUUAAGGAGGAAGGAGAGACAACGCAUAGCAUCGGCUAUUGACAGCACAUCUGAAGUGGCAUCUCCCCCGCCUGCGAAAUCGGAGAAGCCCAGGUGGAGUAAAGAAGUGUUAGAAGUCGAGAAGAGGUGGUCUGGAGAGUUCUUGGACAAUCAGCUGGAUCAGAAUUCAUCAGAGUCAUCGAAAUCCUCGUACGUGGAAGAGGCUGGGAGUGUAUCAUCUCACGAAAGUUGUUUGGGAAAUAAUCAACAAGAACCGAUCACACAGUCUGAUCCUGACGAAUCCCGAGAUGAUCAGAGAGAUUUAGAGAAUACUCUCACAACGAUAGACUCCAGCUCCUGCUUGGAAGACAGAAUCAAAGCUGUUGAUGAUGAUAUCAGGGGCGAACUUGAAGAGGAGAAUGAGAGGACAAUCGAGAGCAGUAGCUUGAAAGGGUCUUCACUGACAACUAGUCCAGAAGGAGAAGUCAGCAUUGAUUCAAGCUUCGAUCACCUCCAAGAUGACCUAAAAGAGACUGCAAACAACGACCUAGUAGACAAAAGUCGCGACUUCCUACAGCAGAAAGGAGAAAGAACGCCAACAAUUGACGGUUACGCAGAGUUGAUACAAGAAAUAAUCAUGGAACCCUGUUCUUCCAGCAAUAAAGAAGAAAAGAAGAAGAAGAGCGGCCUUCGUCGGCUCCUGCCAGGCCUCUUCUCCCCGAAAGACUCUCGAAAGGAUCACAGGAAGGACCACAAAGAACGAAAAAAACGCGACGAAAGACACUUCAGUCAGCACCAGCAGAACGGAAUCUACACGAGAUGCCCGGAUACCAUGAACUUGAAUGACGACAUAAAACAUAACGUCAAUUUGGACACCAGUUUGAAUGGUUCAAUAAUCGAGGAGAGGCUGAAUGAAAUCAAGCAAGAAUUGUUCCCCAAUCAGGGAAUUACGACAAGCACACCAGAUCAUUUCCUCCAGGAGAGAAGUUUGCAUCAAGAUCACAGAACGCCUAGAUUAUACGCUGCAAACUCAUCCAUCAGCUCGAUUGGCCCUGAAGACGGAUGGAUAGACCAGAACAUCAUAAGUGGAUCUCCAGACAUGAGAAAAUUGAAGCAGAAAAUCAGAAGCGACGACCGUAAAUGUAACCUGGAGCGUAAACACAGUCUUCAGGAGUCUCAGCCCGGAUUCUUCAGGAAUCAUGGACCAUCUGGUAGGAUUUCUGCUCCACCCUCUGAGCGCUAUCUCAUCCGCCCGCGUGCGGUGCAUCCCAUCGACCGCCCUCUUCCAGCGAUCCCGCAAAAACUUGAGUUCUCGAAUUAUCAGAAUCACGAGGAGAUCCUUAAACACGGAGCGUAUAGACAACAAGCCGUCAUGAAUUAUCAUGGUGAGGGAUAUUACUCUGGUAACCAGAAUUACGCGAAUCAAACAGAGCUGUAUGAGAAUGGAAAUCACAUCGAAAGCAUCGAAAUAAACAGGAAUCAAAGCAUCGAUUCCGGAUUCAAUUUGACACCGGUGUCAACCCAGGCGAAGCUCAAUCGUCAAUUCGUGAUAUCCCAGAACAGCGAGAAGAUUGGGGUCAAUGUUGUGAGAUCGUCUAAGUACUCACCAAACUCGAGUCAAAAAUCCGGGGACUACGCAGAUUCAAGUUACACGCCGAAUUCAAGUCAGAAGAGUGAAUUCUCUCCGGGCAGCUCCAAAAGUGGUGAAUAUUACCUGAACUCCCCUAGGAGCAGUUGUAGAAUGUCCCCAGAUACGAGUUUCAGUCGGGACCAGUCUAGUCAUGAAAAGACGCUCAUGCCGGAUGAUGGUUCAUCCACUAUGGGAGUUCCGACGACUGAUCAUCUGUAUGACGAAGCUCCUAGAUCUUUAUCGGUGAGUCCUCGUCAGGCCCAGUUGAAUGCAACUCAGGAAGUCACAUGCAUGCGAGCAUCGCCGAACAUUCCAUUAUCCACAAACCUUGCUAAGCUUCGAGCAAACGUUGAGGAAGCCUCAGACUCCGAGCACAAGGAGCAAACCUCCCGUCUUCCCUCACCCGUCCCCAGCUCCUGCUCCGUAGCCCUUUCACCAAUGCAAUCACCUGGUCAAAGGGACAAGUCUCUGCAGAUUUCAUCUUCUGUUGCGUCAGGGGAUCGCAGGGUUACAUCACCUCUCACCAUCUCAACGUUGGAUAACCAGAGAUUAGAGCCAAUGGAUAAUCAGAGCAGAUCGUGUACCCCAUUAACAUCGGGAAUGGUGCAAUCGCCAAGGGCUCCCAUCCAGACAAAGAGCCCCGAGAGGAAACGGAUCACGUCACCGAGCAUCUCACAAAUGAAGGCUUCCACUCCUGUGUUGAUAAUGCAAUCCAGGAAGGCUCACCCGAGCGACCAAAUCUUGAUAGCUUCACCAAAGACAGAACCCAUCUACGAUCAGCGAUCGCCAAACAGAAUGGACCCUAGAUUCAGAGGAUCGCCGGUAAUUAUGGCUGAUUCCCCCAAAAGAGUUCUGUCACCUAGGCAAAAGUCCCCGCAGGUUGCGGAAACCAUCGAUGGAAGUUCGUUGGCAAAUACGCGAGAAAUGUCUCACCAACCACCCCCUCAGGCCUUCCGAGAUGAGCCACAACGGUCUCUAUCUCCUGCAAUCCGACUGGCAAGUCCGGAAAAAGGGGUCAGAAAGCCUGAGCCAAUCUAUGCUGGGAGACCAACUUUUCAGAGAACAACUUGUCCUACAUCUGGAAAACCUAAAAGUCACGAUGGACCACUGGACACAUUGCUGAUUCGAACUGCCCCCGCAAAUUUCUCUUAUGAACCCUCGAAGAUUCCCAUGAAAGAAGGGCCUGAUCAGAAGGGUCGCAUGUCUAUACCCAGCUCACCAGAGAAAUCCGACAUACAACAGGCAGUUCCACCAGUUCAGAGAAGCCCAAAUGGCCCUCCCAGGAAUUUCGAAUCGCUGCAUCUUAGGAAGAAAAGCCACAGUCCUUCUCAUGAACGUCCUUACGCGGUAUAUGAUGAUAAUACUUCCUCUACUGAAAUGAUUUCCGGAAGAAAGAGUCAAUCUCCAUCAGUCCUUACGGUUCGAGUGAGAUCUCCAGGGCCUCAGCAUAUUGAACAGAAGUCGAUGCAGCCAGUUUACGCCAGCAGGCAGGAGAUCCAGAAUCAAGAGCCGAUUUAUGGUAAACGAGACGUGAACAGAGAGAAGAUUUAUGCACAGAGGAACGAGAAGCAGCAGGUCAUCUACGGCCAGAAAAUGUCGGAGCCGAUAUACGACCAGCAAUCUAAUAAACAGUUAUCCCCAUCGAAGUACCAAACCUUGCAGCAUCUGGAGGCAUUCUACUGGCAGCAGAAGGCUCUCGAGAGCCAGCGGACCUCCUCCAAUUCCCCGACAAUCUCGAAGCAAGAUCACAAAUCCGACAAACCAGAAGUUCGAGAAGCGAUCUAUUGGCAGCAGCUGAAGAAGCUUAAUGACGAACAGCAGCAGAAAAUUUUUGAGAGGAGUCAGUUCGAGGAGUGCAAAGGGAUCGCUAAGGAUAAACCUCAAGUGUCUCCUUCGAGGAUUCAAAGGAUAGAUCAACGCCAGGAGCAUCUGGAGCAGGUGUAUUGGCAGACGAAAGUACAGCGCAAGCAGCAGUUGACGUCUAAACCCCCUAUAGCUGGACAGAAAGUGCAGAACCAACCGGUUCUGGUGGUGAGGCCUCAGCAGGCACUUCGUGAGCCAAAUGAACUUGUCAGUCAAAGAUCCAAGAGUGUCUCCCCUCACUUCGUUCGAGGUGACGAACGACGAAGCUUACAGCUGCCUAAAAAAACUGCGGAAAGAGUUGAUGAUGGGGGAUUUGCAGAGUACCGAGUAGAUCCUUCAUCUCGAAAACUGGCAACACCACCGAUUUAUGAUGACACUGAUGAUCGAAAGAAUCCCCCACCGAUCUUCAAACGUGGCAGUUUGAUAAGUAACUCCAACAGUUCCGUUGAUUACGGUACAAUGGGAACGAAACGAGUGAGUUUUUCGAAUCAGUCAGAUUCACCGGAGAUCGGCUCGGGUAAUUGGCCAACGAAGCAUGGAAUGGCUCCUGAACCACCGACCAGGAGACAUAGAGCUGAGGACAGAACGUCUGACACCACCGAUCUGGCUUUUGCGAGGGUUCAGGAGGAGAACCAGAACAAUGUUAAUAAAAGUGCGAAUGAUAUUUAUGGGAGUGUAUCGGGACAGACGGAAGGGAUUCAAGAGACUGAGUUUGAUGCUAAGCCAUUACCGCCGACGCCUGUUGUUAAUGUCGUGAUGAACAGGAGCAACAGUAUGAGGGACAGGAGACAGCAGAGGAUGGAAGCUCAACGAGCUCACGUUUUGGAGAACCCGAGGAGAUGGGUGAGGGCUAGCGAGAGUGAGAGCGGAAGCGAGACUGGUGAAGUUCAGAGGAUUCUCCAGCGCCGUAAUGAAGAAGAGUGGAACCCGGGUGGUAAAGGGCGCCAGUCCGAUGACACCGGUGGAUCAGGCAGAGCGGAGGGUGAGGGGGGCUCGAACGAUCUUCCCGGCGGGCGUAGAAGCGGCGUCAUCGGAGUUUUGGGUAACGUUGGGGUAGCAAGGACAAGCGGUCCACUGGGGGGCGGCGGUGGCCGUUCGAGGGACGAGCCAAGACGGCACACCCUCAGCGGUGAUCACGCGCCCUCCUUGCAUCACCAGCAAUUUAACACCCAACAGUUACAUCCCCUUCAUCCCCAUCAUCUACCACCACCACACGGGCAGUACGCUACACCACCCAGACACGGAACCAUGGACCUGGAGAUGGGAACCAAGUCUCGCCAGCGAAAGUCUCCUCUUCCAAGAGGCUACCCGCCUCCAUCAACGGCAAUGCUCUUCGAUGAUGAUCCGGGUAUCAUGUCGGAGGUGGAGACCUCCUCAACAGGAUUCCGACGUGGUGGAAAACAGCGGAGUAGUCUCCCAGUGGUACGAACACCGAGCAAAACUUUGGAGCGACCACUGGGCGACUCCCUAGGACUGGUGUUCCUGCAGUACAGGAAGGAGACGAAGAGGGCUCUAUUGCCGAAUGAAAUAACGAGCAUCGAUACAGUUAAAGCACUCUUCGUCAGAAGCUUCCCGAAGCAGCUGACAAUGGAGUACUUAGACAGCCCCGAUGUCAAAGUUUACAUUCACGACAGUAACAAGGACAUGUUCUACGAGCUGGAAGACCAUCGAUCCCACCUACGAGACAUCAGGGAUCGAAGUGUUCUCCGACUAAUCGAGAAGAGUGAUAUUGUGGGAAUGCCAGGGCCCCUCCAGGGGGUGCCAGUAGGCGGUCAGGGAUUGCCACCCCACUGGGAAGACCAGAGUUACUUCAGUGAGCCUGAAUUCGACAGUGAAUUCCAACACCAGCACAUCCACAAGAGCAAGACGGCGAAAAAUUCCACCUCGGGAAGUUAUUACAUGGGCGGAAGCAGUACGUUGCCCAGAGGUGGACCAAUCAUGCGAGCCUACAGUCCAGCAGCCCCUGCUGUCCUUGCGGGACCAAAUGCAACCCCAGCCCAACCGAAGACCCUGGGCACGCCAGGUGGUGGAGUGGCACCAGCCAAGCCGCUCCGGGGAUACCAGUGCGGUAAGACGCCCCUUGGCAGCCUAGGGGGCUCGGCACGCUUCUCUAGAGACAGCUCAGUAUCCCUUUAUAGUAUACCAGAUCGUCUUCAUGGAGAAAGCGGGUACAUGAGCAGUCCGGAGCGCAGUGGUGGGGUAGGAGCUGGAAUUUCGAGGUACCCAGGUUACAGCACGCAAAGCAGCUACGAGGAGCCGUACUAUUCGCAAUAUUCCGGGACAGUUACGCCAGUAAUCGACGAAGAGGCCAGCGAUACAGAACUGUUGGAGGAAUCGUACAGUCUGUAUGGGGUUAAACCACCGGGUCGUCCACCUUCAGGUCCCCCACGAUCCCCGUUCCCUCCAGGGGCGUCCGCACUACCCGGGCAGACCUACGACGUAACUCGGAUAAGGGUGGAACACAUGGAAAGACAGCUUGCUAAUUUAACUGGUCUCGUGCAAAAGGCCCUAACCCACGCGCCACACACCAGUCCAUCACCCAGGGACUACCUCCAAGUCCCAGCUGGACGUGAUCCCUACGCGAGAAGUGCAGGCGCCGGGGAUGAGUUCGACAAACACUCUAGCUCCAGCUCUGCCUCACUGCCAGAUUUUUCUUCUCCACCUGCCGUUACAGAUGACUCCUACCUAAGGACUGACGUUAAGCCACCGAAAUUAGGCAAAGACAAGUCGGUGUCGUUCGAAAAAUCGGUUUCGUUCAGCGACGAGCCACCAGACAUGAACUCACCAAAACAACACUCACCUCAACAUGCAGCGGAUACAAAGCCGACGAAACCAGCAAUCAAGUCAUCCACUUUGCCAAGGAUGUCUUCGCAAGAACGUGAUCGUCAUAAACCUAAUCUACCCCCUAAACCUGUAGCCCUUGCCGCUGGCGGCUACGUUUAUCGAGAUUUGGCCCUCACUCCUGAAAUGUAUAAUCAACUGAGAGGUCUGCAGAAGAAGGCUAAGGACCUCCGCCAGGAAGUUCGCAAUCUCAGGCGAAUGUCGCAGGCGCAAGCCCACACUGUUAGAGAAACUAUUAGGGACACUUUCAUCACAAUUCGAGCAAUGUUAUUAUCGGGAGGUGAUGGGGCAUGGGCUGCUGGGGACUCGGAAAAAGUAAGAUUGAGCCGCGAAGAGGACCUCUACAAACAAGAAAUGAUAAGGCUGGAAAAAGAUCUCACCGAGCUAGAGAGUACGGUGGAGGAACUACGGGGAAAUGUAAUAAACCGGAAGACACGUGUCAACAUGUCAGACGUUGAAAACAUGGCGUUAAUUCUGAGUAAAUCCAGUAAAACGGUAGCAGAUCUCAAGGUGCGUUUUCCAAGCCUCCAGGAGGGUAUGAAAGGCCUCCUGAGUUCCGAAAUGGAGAAAGUAGUGCGGGAGGAGAAAUUCCUCAAGGAAGAACCAGAACGACUUGAGUCUGCUCUUAAGCGAUGCAAAAAACUUACUGGUACCCUCGUCACGCUCAAACGCUUGGCCUCGGUGCAAGAGCAACGAUUACCAAACGCAGUGAGCCUAGACUCCGAAGAAACACCACCAAUAACCCCAACAUCAGCCCAACACUCAAAGACAACUGCCCCUGUGCCAGCGGAACGCACUGUCCUGGGGUCAGCGGGCGUCAUCGGGGGAGGGUCCCACCCUGGUGAAUCAUCCGCCCCCCAUCAGCAGCGUCCGGAGAACGCACUCGACGCUCUGCUAGACGAGCUCCAAACCUUCUCUCGGCCAUCAUCCCAACUAUCCCAAGUGUCCACCACAAGUAACACGACAAAUCAUAUUCCAAAUCUCCUUGAAAUCGGUAGAUCCUCGUCGCAGAUAGUUCAAUCGAGCAUUCGUCCCCCAAAUAUAUCAGAGAUCGGACGAAAGGGAAGUGUAGACUCGUCAGCAAGUUUGGCGAUUAUUCCGACAAGUACAACACUCCGUAGAUUGCACUCGUACCCAUCGAGUUCUGAUACAGACACAUCGCCACCGAUAGCAAGACUACAGGUGUCGGACGGGACAGCAGCGGCGCCGCAGAAGCCUCCGGUACCGGAGCGAAAUGCCGAGCUACUGCAACUGGCGACGGCUAGGCGAGUGCCUCCGCCACCGCCUCCUAGAACAAGCUCUAGAUCGCCGCUCGCCAGUCCAACGAGUCCGCAAUUGCCGCCGAGAAAUCCAACAGGAACAUUGAGAAGAGGUCGGCCCAACGCCAAGGACAGCGGAAAGCCGCCGAUGGCGCUGCCUCCUGGAGCGGCUCCAGGCGGUCCCGAUGAUUCCGGACAGAAUCAAACUCAGAACAACAUACUCUCCACCUCGAACUCCAGCUCCUGCGAGAGCAUCAACUCUCAGGAGGGCAUGCAGAACAAGAAAGGGAGGCAGGAACAGCUGGAGCAACGUCAUCAGGAGCUACUCAGGAAGCAGAAGGCUCUUCAGGAGCAGUACGCAAGGCUUCAGCAGCUCCAGAGAAACACCUCGGGACUCGCCACUGUACCACCAACUCCUCCUGAUCUGCUCAAGAAAACUGGCUCUGAGAGCAAUCUUCUCGCUAAAAUGGGUCUGAGCAUGAGCGCUGCCAAUUCGGGGUCUCUAACGAGCCUCACAACUCCCAAGAAUGACAAGGAAACGACGGUUAAUGAUAAUCAGGGACAGACUACGGCUGUUGGCAAUCAAACUACAACAAGUAAGAUUUACGAAACUGAUAUUCUGUGACCGAUAAUCGAGACGUAUUGGUCCUGUCAGCUUAAACAUUUUAAUGAUCAUUUCGUUUCAAUGUCGGGAGUGCAUUUUAUUUCCUCAUGAGGAUGGCCUCAUGCCCUUUUUGGUAGGGAAUAUGCGGAGAAGAUUGGGCGAAGUGAGGGAAGUCUUUAAAUCGUUAUGAAGUUUCAUAUUAUUAAUCGUAAUGGUAAUUGGGUGGAUUUUUUCUCACUCAGUAAUUGUGGUAGCGAAUUAUCAUGUUGCGAUCUUCCAGGUAGAAGUGAAAAUUUGUUGCUUUAUGAUAUUAUUGAGAACUGAGAAUGUUUUUUGGGAAUUUGAGGGGAUUCAGUUUAAUAGGAAAUUCGAAGGCGUUGAAAAUUUUUCGCUGAAUUUUCCGGUAAGAGUUGUGAAAUUUUUGGAUAAGUCACAUUUCCAGUGAAAUUUCAAGGAAUGUUGUCAUUGAUAGUUCAUAAUUUCAUGCAAAAAUGCGUGGGAACUGCAAAUUUUACGGUAAUUAUUCCGGGAAAAUCGGGAAAUUCCCUGAAAAUUUCUGGAAUGCCGAGAAUAUAUAAAGGAAUUCCCUUAUGGAAGAAACUUGAAAUUCCAUUGACUUUUUUUCUUUAAGGAUAUCCAAGGACUUUGGCUAUUUUUUCUCUC